Messenger RNA from Rubroshorea leprosula, 3205 nucleotides. NCBI's taxonomy places the organism in Eukaryota, Viridiplantae, Streptophyta, Magnoliopsida, Malvales, Dipterocarpaceae. The record is from the annotation of a GenBank genome assembly.
GAGAAAUUGAAGGAAACUAAGAAGGUGCUAAAAGUGUGGAGCAAGAAUAUGACCUUUGAGAUUGAUUUGGGCAUACAAAAGAGCAUUGAUCUUAUUGCAGCUAUUGACAAAAAAAGUGAGGAGAUGCCACUGUUGCCAGAAGAUAUUGAGGCCAGAAGGACAAAUUUCUUGGAGCUAUGGAAAAAUCAAAGGAUGAAGGAAAGUAUGUGGCGCCAAAAAGCUAGAAAGACAUGGAUUAGUGAGGGGGAUGCCAAUUCAAAAUUUUUUCAUAGAUGUGUGAAAGGAAGAAGAAGAAAAAAUGAUAUUUCAAGUAUCCUGGUGGGGAAUCAACGACUUGAAGAUGUCAACAGUAUGAAAGAUGGUGUGGCUAACUAUUUUGAGACACUGUUUAAAGAAGAUGUGUGGCAACGCCCAGUCUUAGAUGGGAUUGAAUUCAAGAAGAUCCCAGAUGAGGAGAAGGCGAUGUUGGAAGCACCGUUUAGCGAGGAGGAAGUUAGACAAGCUGUGUGGAGUUGUGAGAGCACGAAAGCACCAGGACCGGAUGGAUUCAACUUCAAAUUUGUAAAGGAGAUGUGGGGAACACUUAAGGAAGAUGUAAUGGGAUAUGUAUCUGAUUUUCACAAGCAUGGCAAACUGGUUAGAGGGGUGAACAGCUCCUUCAUUGUAUUAAUCCCGAAAGUCAACAGCCCACAAAAAAUAGAAGAAUUCAGACCAAUCUCCCUAGUUGGUGUCAUGUACAAACUAAUUGCGAAAUUGUUAGCACGUAGGUUGUCUUCUGUUUUGAAUGGGAUUAUUGGGGAGAAUCAGAUGGCUUUCGUUGGUGGAAGGCAAUUAGCUGACAGUGUGGUCAUCGCAAAUGAGAUUAUUGAUGAAGCCCAGAAAAGGAAGAAGAAAGGGUUUGUGUUUAAAGCUGAUUUUGAAAAAACUUAUGACAAAGUCUGCUGGGAAUUCCUGGAUUAUAUGAUGCUUAGAUUGGGGUUUGGUCAAAAAUGGAAAAACUGGAUUAAUGAAUGUUUGAAGACAGCAGAAGUAUCAGUACUACUAAAUGGCAGCACCACCAGGCAGUUUAAGAUGCAAAGAGGGCUCAGACAAGGUGAUCCUCUCUCCCCUUUCUUAUUUUUGAUUGUGGCUGAAGGUCUUAAUGGCAUCAUCUCAUCAGCUGCGUCAUUGGGGUUGUUUAAUGGGAUUGAAAUUGGGCAGUGUGGCAUGAAUGUAACCCAUCUCCAGUUUGCUGAUGACACCAUUGUGUUUGGUACUGCUUCGGAAGAAAACAUUUGGGCUGUUAAAAGUAUUAUGAGGAUUUUUGAGAUGGUUUCUGGGCUUAAGAUUAACUUUGGAAAAAGUGUGCUUAUGGGCAUCAAUGUUUCGGAUGAGUGGAUGACUAGGAUGGCCUGUACUUUGAAUUGCAAACAAGGGAAAUUACCUUGUAAAUACCUAGGGAUGCCAAUUGGGGGCAAACGCAGAGGUAUUGCCAUGUGGAGACCCAUGAUUGAGUCCUUUAACAAGAAACUUGCCAGCUGGAAAAAUAGAUAUAUCUCUCUUGGUGGAAGGAUCACGCUCCUUAACUCCGUGCUGUCUAGCCUUCCUGUGUUCACGAUGUCUGUCCACAUGCUGCCUAAAGGUUUGAUCCUUUUACUCGACAAAAUACGUAGAAAUUUCCUUGGGGGAGGUGGAGCGAAUAAUAGGAAGAUCAAUUGGGUUUGUUGGGAAAAGGUUUGCAGAAGUAAAUUGGAUGGUGGGCUAGGUGUGAAGGAUCUUAGGAAGUUUAAUUUAGCAUUGCUAGGUAAGUGGUGGAGUAGACUGGCGGAGGGAGAGGAAGGUCUUCUAUACCGGAUUAUUCGGGAGAAAUAUGGUAGUAGUGGAAGUAAUUGGUUGAACUGGAUUGAAGAGGACAACCAGAAGGGGUCCUUAUGGUGGAGGGACGUCUGUAGAUUAGACUAUUCGUGCACAAGUACAGUUGGCUGGCUUUUAGAUGACUUUAAACUAAAGUUGGGAGAGGGUAAUUCUGUCAAAUUUUGGGAGGAUAUCUGGAUUGGGGACGAGUCACUAGCUCAAAAAUUUCCCAGACUCUUUUUGAAUUCUUUAGGCAGAUCAAAGAGCAUUUCUCAAAUGGGAUUCUGGAACAAUGAAACCUGGAAUUGGUCAUUAGAAUGGAGGAGACCUAACUUCUCAUGGGAGGAACACUCGAUGGCAGAGCUGUGGAGGAUGCUGCAGAAUAUCCAACCAAUUAAGGGACAAAAGGACCAAUGGGAGUGGAGGCAUGAUCAUGGGAUUUAUUCAGCUAAAUCGGGAUAUCAAGCUCUCUCCAGCAACCACCAACAGAGUAGGAUCAACUUGCAUAAAAGAAUUUGGUGCAGACUAGUCCCCACAAAAAUAUGCGCCUUUGUUUGGAAAGUCCUACAAGAUAGAAUACCCUCUAAGGUGAAUCUGUACAAGAGAGGGAUUGUUCCAGAUCUCCAUCUAGCUACAUGCAUGUUAUGCGAUGAGAGUAUUGAAGAUAUAAAUCAUCUAUUUCUUCAUUGCAAGUUUGCAUAUGCAGUGUGGUCCAAAUGUCUCCAAUGGUGGAGAAUUUCAUCUGUUAGAGCUGACAAUUGCUAUGCAUCUUUUGAACAACAACUAGCCACAUUUAAGAAUGUAAACAUCAGGGCAGGUUGGGAUGCAGUCUGGAGUGCAACAAUCUGGUCUAUAUGGAUAGCUAGAAACGAAAGGGCUUUCAGAAACCAUGAGCAAGAUGUCAAUAGGAUUUUUGAGUUGGUGCAACUGCAGACAUUCCAAUGGAUCAAAAACAGAACAGUAGGGCAGGAAGUUCGUCACGGGUACAGUGCCGACACACUGGAUAUGGUGUCGACACUAUGUUGCCUGUACCCAAUUCUCCAACACGGACGUGGUGCUGGCUCCAAUUUUAGGGGUCAAUACUAUUCGGAAGGGUUACAAUCUGUAUGGCUUUCAAAUUGUAAAGGCAUUAGCCAGGAACUACAGAAUCGAACUAUCGUUGUUGACAAGGCAAACCAGAAUUUUGCGCCACCUUCACCAAUGGCACGUCCACCAAGGCAUCAGUAAUUGAUCAAACCAUCAAAGGUAUGUGACAAUUUGAUUAUCUCAAUUUCAUUGUUAGCUAUUUUCAGUUCAGUAGUCCGCCUCCUUUGAUCUCCACACUUUUCAAAUUCUUUUAUUUCCUAUUCCAAAAUAAUUGUACUUUUUUUUU